AUUCUAACCAAUAAAUGUUUGUUCAGCUAACUCUGUGUUCAUAUAAGCUUUGACGUUUAUCAAUACUACCACUUGUCAUAAGAUACGGCGAUCUGUCAAGCGAAAUUUAUUUGUAUACGUAUUUGUUUUGACUUUUAUUUUUAGAAAAAACGAAACAUUUUUUUAUUUCCAUUUAUUGCACAAAAAAUUAAUUUUACCAAAUUUAAAAUUGUAAAAGAGGUUUGUGUCAAAGUAGUGUUGAUCCUAUUGUGAUGCUAACGAUCUACUUCAGAACGGAACAAAGAAUCGAACGCCGAGCCUAGAAUAAGUAAAAUAAUAAAUCGAAUAUCAAAGUUUAAAAAAAAAACUUCAGCAAAAAUAAUCAUGAGCUCAUUAAAGCAGAGAUAUGAACGAUUUGCUGAUUUUAUGCAGCAUAACACCAAGGGUGUUGAGAUUGGCAUUUAUUCCAUCUCAGGAGCUUUGUUCGCGGUCUCUUAUUACAAAAUACGCCCGAUCACGAAAUUUACUCGUUCAAAGGACAUCCCGAAACACUUCAUCACAAAGAAAAUUUCCCAAAAAGGUAAAAUCAAAGCCAUCGAACCAAAUCAACAAGCAGGUGCAUUAUUGCGCAUCGAUCACAAACCUCCAUUGAAUCUUUUUCAUUUUUCGCAAAAGACACUUCCAGUUAAGAUAUUUGGAGUGGAUAUCAACGGGAACGGUUAUUCUUGGCUGCAGUCGGUCACCUUAAAUCACAAGGUUAAAUUUCUGCCAAUUAGUAAGGGUAAUGCCAAUUUUGCAGAAUGCCAAGUUUCACUUCUUCAAGAUCCGGCUUUAAAUGCAAAGCCUUCAAUUGACCUGGCUGAGUCGCUGAUCAGUCUUGGAUUUGCGAAAACCAACUCUCAGCUGGGUAUCAGCUCAGCCGAUGCACAGCUUAAGAGCUACUUAAAGAAAUUGCAGGCCGCACAAGCUAAAGCAUGCAACCGUGGACUACCCUGGCCAAUAAAUCUUCUUACAUCCAAUAUUUCACGGUUGAUCUACAAAAAACUAUUUCCACCUAAAUAUCGUUUGCCCGAAUUGGUUCGAUAAAUUGUAUUGAAUUAUUUUAUCUAUUUUUUUUGUCACAUAAUGCGCAUUUUUGUUUCAUGGAAUUUCACUAUGCCUGAUGAAUAGCUAAAAGAAAGUUGUGAAUAAAGAAAGAAGUUCAAAUUUUUCGUAUUGAAAAAAAGGA
This is a messenger RNA of Sitodiplosis mosellana (orange wheat blossom midge), 1207 nucleotides long. RefSeq lists its product as uncharacterized. The record is from RefSeq and is a predicted model, not a curated record. The transcript is spliced from 5 exons. NCBI's taxonomy places the organism in Eukaryota, Metazoa, Arthropoda, Insecta, Diptera, Cecidomyiidae. Bases 364 to 1065 code for a protein of 233 amino acids.